UUUAAACAACUACAGGAAGACACCAUUAACAGUCACAUGACCGGAUCUCACAGGUUACUAAGAUUGAAUUUCAAUGUUUGAGUUAACAACGAAAGAAGUUAUAAGUAGCUUUACAAAUGGCUUCCAAAAUGGAGAAUUCAAUUAACAGAGGAUCAGACUUGUUCUUUGACUUUGCUUGUUUCCCCUGUCAGGAAAAUGACAGAAACAUUGAGGCUGAUGUUUACUGUGAGGAAUGUUCUAAAUUGUACUGUAACAAAUGUGUGGAGUAUCAUAACUUGCUUUACAAGAAGCAUGCAAUUGUGAGCAAGAAACAAAUCAGCAAAUGGCCUGAGACUAAUGUGGGUGAACAAGAACAAUGUCAGGAGCACAAGAAAGAAAAACUGACAAUAUACUGUGAGGACCACAGUCAGCUGAUAUGUCAAGUCUGCCAUCUCCACAAUCAUAAGAAAUGCAGUAAUGUGAUACUCAUAGCUGACAAAGUGAAAGACCUUCUUCAAAAAGGAGACUUCAAGCAGUUGUCAGAAACUGUUGAGUCACAACACCGGCAGUUGAUACAAAUAAAAAAUGACUUUGAGGAAAACAUGAAGUCUCUUGAGAAAUCUUACAAGAAAAUUCUAAAUUAAAUUGAUGCGUCAAGAAAGAAAAUUAAUGAUUUUUUGGAUCAACUUGAGAGGAAUACUAAGCAGGCAUUGGAUACAUUGCUGGCCACCAUGAGGACAUCUAUUCAGACUGACAUCGAAAACUGCACUAGGUCUAUUGAAAAUAUAACAUGCUUAAAAGAAGAUUGGCCUGGAAGAAAAGACAAAAGUGAAGUAUUGACUUGUAUCAAGUACAGAAAAUGCCAUGAACAGUCCCUCAAGACAAAAGCAGUUUUACAAGCCAUGACAACAAAGAAUGAGAUGACACUAUUCUUUAAUCCUGAUACAACCAUUCUACAAACCCUGUCCAAUCUCUCAGGGUUGGGACAGAUACACAGCAAAGGAAAACGAUUACAAACUACUAAAAGCACAACACAAAACACAGAAAUCAGACAAAAAACAGUAUACAGCCAACAACAACUGUCAAGUGAUGUUAAACAACAAUCAGUGAUAUGUCAUCCAAACCAAGUUAUAAGAGUGAAGAGUAGCCAAAAGUAUACAGUGAACAUGAAGAAUGAUUCUGAGACAUGCUUUAUAUUAGGUAUCUGUGAGACAGCUACUGGGGAACUCCUCAUCAUAGACGGGAAGAACUGUAAAGUGAAGCUGCUUGAUCAGACCUACAAGGUGGUGGACCACUAUGACAUCAAACCAAUAGAUAUGUGCAGUAUUGAUUCCAGUCUGGUGGCUAUUACUGUGAAUGGUGGCUGCGAAGUCCACUUCCUUCAAGUGACUAAUGGUCAGUUAAUAUGGGACAGGAAACUGGAGCUCCAACAUUACUGCUUGGGUAUUGCCCAUCAUCAGGGUAACCUGUACAUUACAGAUGGUAAAGCUCUGUAUCACUACACUGUAGAUGGGAGACUGGUGAGCAAGAUGUAUGAAGAUACAUCAGCUAUAAUGACAGUUACCAGCUGUGCAUUGAGCCCAGAUGGAGCCAGGAUAUAUGUAGCCAAUGUGACCAGUAUGCAGCUGGUAACACUGUCCAGGGAGGGCAAAGUGAUCUCAACACUCACUGAUCCUGCACUGUACUGGAAAGAAGUCAUACAUGAACUUUUAUUUCUUGUGUGUGGUAUCUAUGAAUACAUUCCUGUUAUCCAUGUAACAGACUUGGGACAGGUUCUGGUAUGCGGAAACUCCACUAUCAUCCAGGUGGACAAAGAUGGGAGACAGAGACUUGCAGAGGUGGUCACAGCCAGGGAUGGAGUGACUUCCUCAAAAUCAGUCUACUACAGUAAGCACAGAAGCGCACUCAUUGUGGGAAUGGUGAAGGAUGAUGACAUUAUGGUGUUUCAGACACUUUGACUAUUAAGUAAGAUUGCAGUCAUGUAUAAUAGUUUACAUAUUCAUGUAAACAGUUUCAUAUAAAACUGUGUUACAGUUGUGUAUACAUCGGACACAUUCAAUAUACCUUGUAUCACAGAGGAUGAUGGCCCCGAAGUCCUCUCUGUGACGUAUGACCCGCCCAAUGGCCUGAUUGACAGCUCUGGAGGCUUGCUGCUUGUACCAUUCCUUCCCAGCCAGGCUCUGAAUGCAAGGAAGGAGGGUCAUGAUGUCUUUAAUAGCAUAUCAUCAAGCAGUCUUUAAGUUUGUCUUACAGUGAAAUGUAGAAGAUUUGUGUGCUUAAAUGCGAGAAAUAUAUUCCUUUUUUUUUAUUAUUGAAUGAUUUGAUACUAAAUUUCCAUCCAAGUGUUUACAUAGUACCCUGAUCUUUGGACAUCCCUAAGAUCAAAUUAUCUCAACCCAAUAAUUACGG
Molecule: messenger RNA, 2388 nt
Organism: Dreissena polymorpha
Lineage: Eukaryota; Metazoa; Mollusca; Bivalvia; Myida; Dreissenidae
Exons: 3
Coding region: 711-1937 (408 amino acids)
Source: RefSeq, a predicted model, not a curated record